AUGUCCCGGCGGAAGCAGAGCAAACCCCGGCAGAUCAAACGGCCGCUAGAAGACGCCAUCGAAGAGGAAGAAGAAGAGUGUCCAUCCGAGGCAACAGAUAUCAUCUCCAAAGGAGACUUUCCAUUGGAGGAAAGCUUUUCCACAGAAUUUGGGCCUGAAAAUCUGAGCUGUGAAGAAGUGGAAUUCUUUUGUAACAAAGGUGAUGAAGAAGGUGUCCAGGAAACAGCGGAGUCAGAUGGGGACACACAGCCAGAGAAGCCGGGGCAGCCUGGAGUGGAGACAGGUGACUGGGAUGGACCAGGAGAGCUGGAGGUCUUUCAGAAAGAUGGGGAACGGAAAAUUCAGAGUCGGCAGCAACUUCCUGUGGGAACGACGUGGGGCCCAUUCGCUGGGAAGAUAGACCUGAAUAAUAAUUCCCUGAAGACAAAGGCGCAAGCCCCCAUGGUGCUGACUGCUGGUCCCAAGUGGCUGCUGGAUGUGACUUGGCAAGGGGUGGAGGACAACAAAAACAACUGCAUUGUGUACAGCAAAGGGGGUCAACUUUGGUGCACAACAACGAAGGCCAUCUCAGAGGGCGAAGAGCUAAUUGCCUUUGUGGUGGAUUUUGACUCAAGGCUCCAAGCUGCCAGUCAGAUGUCUCUUACAGAAGGGAUGUACCCUGCCCGCCUGCUGGACUCAAUUCAGCUGCUUCCUCAACAAGCCGCCAUGGCUUCUAUUUUGCCUACAGCUAUUGUCAAUAAGGAUAUAUUCCCUUGCAAGUCCUGUGGCAUCUGGUAUCGGAGUGAGCGGAACCUGCAAGCCCAUUUGAUGUACUAUUGCAGUGGGAGGCAAAGGGAAGCUGCUCCAGUGUCAGAAGAAAGCGAAGACAGUGCUGCUCAGACUUCCAGCCUGUGUCCCUUCCCACAAUGCACCAAGAGUUUCUCAAACGCCCGGGCUCUAGAAAUGCACCUGAAUUCACACAGUGGAGUGAAAAUGGAAGAAUUCCUCCCCCCUGGUGCUAGUCUGAAGUGCACCGUCUGUAGCUACAAUGCUGAUUCUGUGAUCAACUUUCACCAGCACCUGUUCUCCCAUCUCACUCAAGCUGCCUUCCGCUGCACUCACUGCCACUUCGGCUUCCAGACUCAGAGAGAGCUUCUGCAGCACCAGGAGCUCCAUGUCCCUGGGGGCAAACUUCCCCGAGAAAGUGACCUGGACCACUCCCCCAGCGGAACUGAGGACAGCUUACCGCCAGCCACGGACUUGUUAGCCAGAAGCGAACUCCCCCAGAGCCAAAAGGCCAUGCAGACUAAAGACGCCAGCUCUGACACCGAGCUGGACAAGUGUGAGAAAAAGACUCCGCUCUUUCUCACAAACCAGAGGCCAGAGAUCCAGCCGGCAACAACUAAGCAAAGCUUUUCCUACACGAAAAUCAAGUCUGAGCCUUCGAGUCCAAGACUUGCCUCCUCUCCCGUGCAGCCUAACAUGGGGCCUUCUUUCCCGGUGGGUCCUUUCCUCUCUCAGUUUGCUUUCCCCCAAGAUAUCACCAUGGUCCCUCAGGCUUCAGAGAUCUUAGCCAAGAUGUCCGAGCUGGUGCACCGGCGCCUGAGGCACGGAAGCAGCAGCUACCCUCCAGUCAUCUACAGCCCCUUGAUGCCCAAGGGGGCCACUUGCUUUGAGUGUAACAUAACCUUUAACAAUCUGGAUAACUACCUAGUGCACAAGAAGCAUUACUGCAGCAGCCGAUGGCAGCAGAUGGCCAAGUCCCCCGAGUUCCCUGGGGUUGCAGAAAAGAUGCCCGAGGCCCUGAGCCCCAACACCGGCCAGACCUCCCUGAACCUCCUCAACCCGGCCGCUCACGCUGCCGAUCCCGACGGGAACCCACUCCUCCCAACAUCCUGCAUCAACUCCUCCUCCGUGGUCUUAGAUUUAAUCGGGCCCAACGGGAAGAGCCACGACAAGGACUUCUCUGCUCAGGCCAAGAAGCUCUCCACCACUUCCAGCAGCAACGACGACAAGAUGAACGGGAAACCCGUGGAUGCAAAAACCCCCUUGGUGGACGGGGAGAGCGACCCCAACAAGACCACCUGCGAGGCCUGCAACAUCACCUUCAGCCGGCACGAGACCUACAUGGUCCACAAGCAGUACUACUGCGCCACCCGCCACGACCCGCCGCUCAAGAGGUCGGCCUCCAGCAAAGUGCCCGCCAUGCAGAGGACCAUGCGCACACGCAAGCGGAGGAAGAUGUACGAGAUGUGCCUCCCCGAGCAGGAGCCGAGGCCCGCGCUGGUCCAGCAGCAGCGCUUCCUGGACGUGGCCAGCCUCGGCAAUCCAUGCACCUCCUCCGCCCAGGAGCCCCCCGACGGGCUCGGGGAGUGCUACCACCCACGAUGCGACAUCUUCCCGGGCAUCGUCUCCAAGCACCUGGAGACGUCCUUGACCCUCAACAAGUGCGUCCCUGUCUCCAAAUGUGACGCCCCAGCUCAUUCCAGCGCGUCCUGCCUGGAGAUGGACGUGCCCAUGGACCUCAGCAAGAAGUGCUUAUCCCAGGCCGAGCGGACCACCGCGUCCCCCAAGAGGCUGCUGGACUACCACGAGUGCACCGUGUGCAAGAUCAGCUUCAACAAGGUGGAGAACUACCUGGCCCACAAGCAGAAUUUCUGCCCGGUCACCGCCCACCAGCGCAACGACCUGGCGGCGCAGCUGGACAGCAGCAAAGCAUUUGCUGGGAACCCGGAGAGCGGGCGCAGCAGCCCAGAUGCCGCCGCCGCCGCCGGCUAUGACCGGAGCAUCCUCAAGUGCGAGAAGAACGGGAGCCUGAAGCAGCCUUCCCCCAACCCCAACGGGAACCUCUUCUCCUCGCACUUGGCCACCCUGCAAGGCCUGAAGGUCUUCAGCGAGGCCGCCCAGCUCAUCGCCACAAAGGAAGAAAGCAAACAUUUGUUCCUGCCGCAAUGCCUUUACCCGGGGGCCAUCAAGAAGGCCAAGGGAGCCGCCGACCAGCUCUCUCCAUAUUAUGGGAUCAAGCCUAGCGAUUACCUUGCAGGCUCUCUGGUCAUCCAUAAUAAUGCCGACCUGGAGCAAGGCACGAAUGCAGAAAAUGAAUCUCCCCCCAAAGGCCAGGCUGCCUCCAACGGGUGCACGGCGCCCAAGAAGGACUCCCUGCCUUUGCUGCCCAAAAACAGAGGCAUGGUCAUCGUCAACGGGGGACUGAAGCCAGAUGAGAGACCUGCCCCCGCCACCAACCCGCAGCAGGAGAACAUUUCCCAGAAUCCCCAGCACGAAGAGGGCCACAAAUCUCCCUCCUGGAUCUCGGAGAACCCUUUGGCCCCCAAUGAGAACGAAUCCCCAGGAGUGCCCUCUGCGGAGGAACAGUUGUCCAGUAUAGCGAAGGGGGUGAACGGCUCCAGCCAGGCUCCCACCAGCGGCAAGUACUGCCGGCUGUGUGACAUCCAGUUCAACAACCUCUCGAACUUUAUAACCCACAAGAAGUUUUAUUGCUCGUCACAUGCAGCGGAACACGUCAAAUGA
Molecule: messenger RNA, 3507 nt
Organism: Pipistrellus nathusii (Nathusius's pipistrelle)
Lineage: Eukaryota; Metazoa; Chordata; Mammalia; Chiroptera; Vespertilionidae
Source: the annotation of a GenBank genome assembly